Molecule: messenger RNA, 4168 nt
Organism: Phyllostomus discolor (pale spear-nosed bat)
Lineage: Eukaryota; Metazoa; Chordata; Mammalia; Chiroptera; Phyllostomidae
Gene: LRRC56
Product: leucine rich repeat containing 56
Exons: 13
Coding region: 2090-3724 (544 amino acids)
Molecular function (GO): protein binding
Source: RefSeq, a predicted model, not a curated record
GCCGGGCUAGUUGGCCCUCGUGGGCCGUGGCCCGGGGACGGGGGGGAGGUGUUGCCGCCGGCGCGGGAGGGGAGGUGCGGGGCUCGAGCCGAGCGUCCCAACCCAACGACCUCUCCAAGAGGGAAGGCCCGGACUUUCCCAGGCCAGAGAGAUAGAGGAUGUGCGGAGGAGCGAGUCGGCUGCCGGGUGUGGGCUGGGGCGGGGUCGCUGGGGUCCCCGCUCCAGGCCCUUGAGCUGCUCCUGCCCCCGCGCCGAACUCCUCGGCACCUCGUUGGCGCGCGCAGCUGCAGCUGCGCCUGCGCCCUCGGAGGUCUUCUCUGCGCCUCGCAGCCCACCGGUGGGCCGAGAACGGAAGAAACAGUCCUCAGGGAGGGCGGAGCCCGCAGGGUCAGUACCACGGGCGCCCUGCAGGAUUCUGGCUGGAGAAGGCGGAGAGACCGCCAGAUCGAGGGUCGGGCGCCAGGAGCAGGCUGGAACUGCGCCAGGAGCCUGGAAUCCUCAGUGGCAGGGGACACGGCUGCCCUGCACCCCCUUCCCCGCAGGUGGCUCCGGGACGGCUGCUCCCCCACCAGGACGCCUGGCAGCUUGGGCGGGGCACGGCUGUGCGCCCAGGGGCAGGCGGUGCUGGAGCGCCUGGGCUGAGCGGGGGCAUCUGAGUCCGCGGACGAGCGAGUCCGGCUGGGAACUUACGCCUCACGUCGUGCGCAGCCUGUCACCCUCUCGCCCGUAACCUCUCCCAAACUGGACAGGCCCUACAAGCUGCCGGCCCGCCCCGUGCCGCUUCCCCCAGACCCGGAGGUCCAGACCUGCAGAAGAAGCUCGCUGUGUGGCCCGAUUAACAAACGGUGCCCCACAAAUCCAACGCAAAAGUCGCCGUUGGAGUGUGAACUCUCCCUCACCCGAAGCACACACGUGUACAAUACUGGCUUCUUUGAAAACUCUAAGGAAGACAUGUUUUAACAUUUCUUAAAUUUAUAGAGUAACGCAUAAACACCCUAUUUACAAUCAAGAAAGGCGUAGUGCAAUGUAAGGCUCAACCACCACCGUCCACCCCUCUCCACCAGACCCCCUCCAACUAAAGCUCCGGUGCCCUUCCCCUGCGCUCAUCCCACUGCCGGCCGUGACCCUGGCGCGCCCCUGGGGGGUUGCCCCCGCCCCCACGACGGCACCCACCCCAGGUGCUGUGGUGGUGUCCGGAUGGCCGGGCCGCGCACUGAGCCGCGGCGGGAACACAUCCCGAUCGCUCCAGACGCGCGUAGACGCUAACUAAAGGCUGAUCAAUGAAACGGAGCGGCGGCGUCCCUUGUGGGCGCGGACCUGGCCUGUCCUCCAGGUAUCCAGGUUUUCGUUUCCCUGUGCCCAGGGGGUCCUUCCCCACGGCGCUUCCUUUUAACGUGGCCUCGGCCUCACGUGCUGGUGGAGGUAAAUCUCGCUCUCCGGACGACCCUCCCGGGGGCCUCACGCCUAGGAAAGGUGGGCGCGAGUCCAAUACAGAUCGCCUUUACCAGGGGCUGACACUUGGAGGAUCUGCACCCACCCCCCGGCCUGAUGGCGUCUCUUCUCCACUGCAGCUCGAGUGGCGCCCACGCGCGAGCCCGGCAGCCCCUGCUGGGGGGUCCCCCGCCCGCGGCCGUGCCCUCGCCCCCUGCCCUGCCCUUGCCCCCUCCGGCCUGCCAUAGCAACCGUUGCUAAGAGGUGUGGCUCGGCCCGGUGGUGCUGGGGUGAUUCCACGGCUCAUGAAUAUUUGAUUAUUCAAACGAGGUCCUGCCCCCCGUUGCCAUGGCGUCCAAGUCCCGCAACCUCCCGGCCGGAAGAACAACCUCGUAUGGGAGAGAGCAGAGGGCGCCCAGGGCCGAGCCCGCAAGGCCGGGGCACUGGGGCAGAGCCCUCAGGCCAGGUCGCCCGCCGUCAGGGUGGUGGAAAGGGCUGAGGCCGACAGCCCCUGCGUCCUGUGCUCCCGCCUCGUCCUGGGCCAGGGCCGGGCCAACCUGCUUUCUCUUGCAGGUACCGCCUGAGGCCACAUGCCACCCCCAUGCCCGGAUGUGUGACCCACUGAAGAAAAAGGCUUCUGCCUGCGGGCUGGAUGUGAAUGGACAAGACCCGGGACAGGGCCCUUGGGCCUCGGCCCAGCACGGCCAGCAUCCAGGUGCGGGAGCUGAGCUGGCAGGGCCUGCACAACCCCCGCCCGCAGAGCAAGGACCCAGACGGCAGGGAAGGCCUGGGCAAGCGGCUGGUGGAGGAGUGCCUGUCCCCCGCCCGACUGCGGACCCUGGCCCAGGUGGACAACCUCCGGCUGGUCACCGUGCUGGAGAUGUGCGUCGAUACCCGCGAGCACAGCCUGGGCAACUUCGGGCUGCACCUGCCCAACCUCAGCCAGCUGAAGCUGAAUGACAGCCGCCUGGGCUCUGUGAGAGACCUGGGCACCUCCCUGGGCCACCUGCAGGUGCUGUGGCUGGCUCGCUGUGGCCUGGCUGACCUGGACGGCAUCGGCUGCUUCCCGGCCCUGCAGGAGCUGUACGCCUCCUACAACGACCUCUCGGACCUCAGCCCGCUGUGCCUGCUCGAGCAGCUGGAGGUGCUGGACCUGGAGGGCAACGGCGUGGAGGACCUGGGGCAGGUGCGCUACCUGCAACUGUGCCCGCGGCUGGCCACGCUCACCCUGGAGGGCAACCUGGUGUGCCUGCGGCCACGCCCCUCUGACAAGGUGCCCCAGGGCUACAACUACAGGGCAGAGGUGAGGAAGCUCAUCCCCCAGCUGCAGGUCCUGGACGAGAGGCCUGCCACGCACACAGGUCUGCCAGCCUCCCGGAAGCUGGACCAGGACUGGCUCAUGGUGAAGGAGGCCAUCAAGGAGGGCAGCAUCCUGGACAGCCUGCGUCCCAGGCUGGACGGCCCCCAUGGAGACCCCACUCGGAGAUUGGGCCCCGAGCGAUCCCUGCCCGUGCCCAGGGCUCCCAGGCCUUGGCCCCUCUCCCUCCUGGUCCCGGGAGGUCCCCCGCCUGAAGGUCUGCACCCCAAGAACCCGGCCCUGGAGGACGACGCCAGUGACCUCACGCACGGUGCAGGCCAGGUCCUCUGUGGGAACCCCACCAAAGGCCUCCGGGAGCGUCAGCACCGGUGCCAGGCUGGAGUGCCCCUAGAGCAGCUGCCCCCACCCAGGCUGGAAGACCUGGUCGCCCGGGCCUCCACCCCGGGGCCUGGCCCUGCGGAGAGCUGUGACCUCCCAGCCACCGCGGCUGGACCUCGGACGUGGAGGGAGCAGCGGCACCUACGGCACCUGAAUUCCGGGCCGGAGGGAGCAGCAGCCCCCCGGGGCUCACAGGGGGGCCUCGAAGAACAACAGGAUGGGACAGGGCCCGGGACUUCCCCCAGCUCCCCAAGCCUGGCCCCAGGGCCUUCUGGGACCUGGGGCUAUAACCUGCUCCCCUCUCCCCCCAAGGUCCCCAUGCCACCUGACUCGAACAGCAGCUGCUGGACGUCCAAAGACCUGCAGUUCCGGGGGCGUCGGCUCCGGGCCCUGGGCGGCUCAGGGCCUGGCCUCGGUCAGGGGCUGGCCACAGUGGCCGCUCUGAGAGCCCUGGAGCUGGCCUCCGGACCGGGCCCUCGAGCCCCAGGAUGUCCGGGCCCAAAGGCAGCACCAGACACCGCAGCCGCAGCCAGACCCACGGCCCUGAGGUGCCUGCCGCACCUGAACCCGAUCACGCCAGCCCAAUCCCACCCCUAGCGGAAGCCCCCGCCCACUGCCCAGCUGGCCAGGACCCUGGCCACGAGCGCCCCAGCUUGGCUGAGCAGCCUCCGGACACCCAGAGCGUCUGGAGGGUGUCCUGGGACAGGAGGUGGGCGGGACCAGGAGAGGCCCCUGUUGUUGGGGACAAGUGAGGGAGAGCCCAGGACGGCCUGGCUGCCCACUUCUUCCAGGACUGAGCUGUCCAGUCCACUCCUGGCAGGGCCCCCGGCCACCGUGGGGGCACUGUGGUCCCAGGCCCCCCAGGGCACUUGCCAUGGGCACAGAGGUGUGGGGCCAGGCCUCGCAUCCCCACGGACGCCUAGGUUCGUCCUCUUGGGGCGGGAAGUCUGGAGACCAAGAGAGUCACCUUCGACUUCCGGGUGCACAGAAAUGCAGUUUACUUGGUAGGUGACAUUGGUUCAGUAAAUUACGCAGCUGACA